ACGGCAAAAGAUCAUCUAGAUCUAGGAGCUGUCAACAUGCCGUUCCUCGUGUUGGACAUUCAGCUUGUUGUACAGGGAAUCCUGUACUUGGCAAGUUUUGUAAUUGGUUUUGCUGUGUCCAUACCACUCGGGGUUACCACGAUAAACUUUGGUGGGCAGUGCAUUCUCUAUGGAGACGUAAAGUGGCAAAAUGAAACCUUUUUUAGGUACACGCCAACAGACAUGCACAACUGCAACUUCGCGAUAUAUCUGAAUGUGUUUGGGUGUAUUUUCUACAGCCUUGGAAUGGUAAUAUACCAUGGCUAUGCAAUGACUAGGAAGGAUCCAAACAUCGGGUCCCAGAUGUGGGUGAUGCCCUUCAUACUUGUGAAUGCCCUGAUGACUGUCAUAAUAUUCAUAUCCUCUUGUAUGAUCAGUGUUGGCUUUAAGGUCUUCUGUGACGGCCUGCUCAGCGGCAACGAGAAGGGUGCUCGUGUCAAAAGCUGUGCAGAUGGACAGCAGUGGGACUGGAACAGAUAUGGCACUGACUACACGACGGACACCUAUUACACCUAUCUCGCAGUAACCCAGACCGCAACAUGGACAUCGUUUUUGGUGUGGUCAGUUCAGGUUAUCCUGGGAAUAUUUCGAUUUAUUCGGAACCGGCCCUUGAGAUCUAAGGACCAGUUCCACGACCCAGCACCCAGCGUAGACUCUCCAGGCAACUCCAAGACUCCAGCAGACUUGGAGAACUUUGCAUCAAUACAAUCUACAGCUUGAUGCUGAUUUGAAAUAAUUACAUCACAUGAUCUUGUGUCUAGUGGGAGGAUUACAAUUAGCCUGCCUCACGUAUCAACACUUAUUGUGGUACUAGAGUCAUGAUAUUACCGUACUUAAGUAGUGCUGUGUGAUGUUCACAUUCCAUGGUGCUGGUCUAACAAGUGGUUGUUGCUAUCAACCUGUACAUAUCUAACUAUUGCCAGACCAAUUUUAUUUCUUGUUUUACGGAUCCGCCUGUCAUAUUUUUUCAAGAAUAAGAAAAAAAAUAAAAACUGAUUUUCCCCGCUCAAAAAAUAAAAUCCUAAUGUUUUUUUAU
Messenger RNA from Haliotis rubra (blacklip abalone), 1075 nucleotides. RefSeq names its product transmembrane protein 179B-like. The coding region runs from base 37 to 759 and encodes 240 amino acids. The record is from RefSeq and is a predicted model, not a curated record. NCBI's taxonomy places the organism in Eukaryota, Metazoa, Mollusca, Gastropoda, Lepetellida, Haliotidae. The transcript is spliced from 5 exons.